AUGUUGGAGACUUGGCACUUUCCGCAAUCGUGUCUGCAAUCAUGUCGAGCGGCAAUGCGGCCAGGAAAUGGCCAAUGCGGAUGGGCCCCAAAAAUUCCUCAUAAAGGGUUUGAUGCGGCUGCAGGGAACGCUGGUAGUGGUGCUUCUUCC
Loa loa (African eye worm) is the source of this 150-nucleotide messenger RNA. RefSeq lists its product as hypothetical. The transcript has a single exon. NCBI's taxonomy places the organism in Eukaryota, Metazoa, Nematoda, Chromadorea, Rhabditida, Onchocercidae. The annotation marks the transcript as partial. The record is from RefSeq and is a predicted model, not a curated record.